Messenger RNA from Daktulosphaira vitifoliae (grape phylloxera), 1616 nucleotides. RefSeq lists its product as uncharacterized. NCBI's taxonomy places the organism in Eukaryota, Metazoa, Arthropoda, Insecta, Hemiptera, Phylloxeridae. The record is from RefSeq and is a predicted model, not a curated record. The coding region runs from base 67 to 1353 and encodes 428 amino acids. The transcript has 11 exons.
UAAUAAAAUAUAUUGUAAGUUAUAAGUCAGCCAAUUACAUUAUAUAAAUCUAAUUAUUCUUGUGAAAUGUUUUACAAAAUAUAUACUUUUUUAUUAAUUUUUAUGUGUGGACAUUUUUUUGAAGAAGUUUUUGGAAAUAUACUUUUAAUUAACCCGGAAGAAGUGAUAUUAGAUAAUAGAAAACAAUAUAAUGGUUAUCAUACAGAAGCUAUGUGGAUUACGGGGGAACAUUUUAAGAGGCCUUCAAAUAAAGAAAUAAUAGUAUAUGAUAGUUGGGACAAAACUGUUUAUUAUAUAGAUGCCAAGUGGAUUAUUGAGACAUAUAGUUUGAAACCUUCAAAAAAAUAUUUAAUGUGUGGUCCUUUAAUAUUGGAUUUUGAAAAUAAAAAUGAGAUUUUCGCAGAACUUUAUGUGAAUUUUAAUACCAUCAUUGUUGAAAACAUAGAGAAUAAUGACAUAAUAUAUAUUAAAAUCACAUUCGAAAAAGAAAACAUUAUAUUAAAUUACAAAGGAAAUGAUAACUAUUUCGAAUACAAUGUAGAAGAAAUGAAUCUGAAACUAAAGUCAUUUAUACGAAAAAUAAACAAACUACUUCUAAUCAGAAUAAUUAAAAUUCAAAGCAGUAAACUAGAUAAUAAUACAUCUUUAAUAAAUGAUACAGUCUAUGAUAAACAUACCGGAGAACAUCUAAGAAGACUCGAGGAUAUGUCUUUGUGGAAAUAUGUCGAAGAGGAACUUAUUCAAUCGUAUGUUUUUACAACACCCAAUACAACAAUUUAUGAUUUUAUUCUUAAUUCAACAAUGUACGGGAUUGCUAUAAAUUUCACUCUUAAAGAAGCAAUAAGAAUCAUGUGCGAUCGAACUUUUAAGUAUGCGAUUUUGCUAAUGUUAUAUGCCUAUGAGGCACUGAGAAUUGAUUAUUGUAAAACACUAUAUUGGGACCAAUUAAUAAAGAAUUUAAUCAAAUUGAGUGAUGUAUUAAUAAAGUUGAAUUACGACAAUGAACUACUUAAAGGAUUACAAGAACUUAAAAAAGGACGUCAUGAACGUGAAAUAAUGAGUACUUUUCAAAAAUUAGUGAAUAAAUAUGUAAAUAUUUUCUUAACGCCCCGAGAAAUAAAAAUGUAUGAUGUAAAAACAAAUAUUAGUUCGAAUAAUAAUAAUUUUGAACACAUUCUAUCACAAAUUAUAAUAGAUAAAAUAUUAAAAGGAUUUCCGAAACCUUGUGAAGACAACGAGCCAUACAAAUUUGAACUUAUAUGUGAAAUAGAGGGAAAAUUUCAGAAAAUUUUUAAGUUAAUUGACACAGAAUUCAAAAUAAUUCACAGAAUAGAAUUUUAUAAUAUUUUUUAACUUUUUUAGUAUGGUAGAUAUAUCAUUUUUAAAAAAUUUCAAUGUUAAUUCGAUCACACUUAAUUUAUUCAAUAAUUUAUUCAGCCAUUUUAAAAUUAAUAAAAGACAAAAAUAGUAAUCGUAUAAUAUGAUAUAAUUUGUACAUAUGAUACUCAUAAGGUUUAUUGUCGAUAUUUGUCAUUAUAAAAUGUAUUUUUGCUAAAGAUCGUGUGAUUUCUGAUUUUAUAAUAAAAACAAGGACAUAUUAUUCGUUUUAAUAAAAA